This is a messenger RNA of Corvus hawaiiensis (hawaiian crow), 9945 nucleotides long. RefSeq names its product phosphoinositide kinase, FYVE-type zinc finger containing (gene PIKFYVE). NCBI's taxonomy places the organism in Eukaryota, Metazoa, Chordata, Aves, Passeriformes, Corvidae. The record is from RefSeq and is a predicted model, not a curated record. The transcript is spliced from 43 exons. Bases 209 to 6559 code for a protein of 2116 amino acids. Gene Ontology annotation, molecular function: metal ion binding; 1-phosphatidylinositol-3-phosphate 5-kinase activity; ATP binding. Gene Ontology annotation, biological process: phosphatidylinositol metabolic process; intracellular signal transduction.
GAGGACAGGGCAGCAGGUGCCCGGGAGUAGCGUCUGUGUAAGAAGGAGUGGUCGUAUCCUUCUGGCACUGAGCAGUUGUGGUCGGUUUUGUGGGACGCUCUGGAUGCAACAGCAGUACGUGUGAGGAGGCUCACAGCCACCCUCGUACUCCGUAUUUGAUCGGUGAUGAGUUGGUGAUUGCUGAAGCUGCAGCUUCAGAGCACGUGAAAUGGCUGCAGAUGACAAACGGUCUCCCACAUUGGACUCUACCAGUGAUCUACCUCGUUCUCCCAGCAGUCCGUCUCAUCUCACUCACUUCAAACCCCUGACUCCUGACCAGGAUGAGCCUCCUUUUAAAUCAGCUUACAGUUCUUUUGUAAAUCUCUUCCGUUUCAGCAAAGAUGAUGGCAGGCUUUCAUCCCCGGCAGAGAAAGCAGAGGCAGGACAGAGUGUUCCACAAGCUUUGAGUGGUGGCUGGUCCAGUCCUCAGCAUCCCACAAGGGCUCAGUCUCUGAGAUCACCAAUUCCUUACAAAAAACAACUGACUGGUGAGCUUCAAAGAAGAUCCUCUGCAACUCUGGAUAAUCGAAGGAAAGUAGAACCACCUCUUGGAGGUCAUGAUCCUCGAACUGCAGUUCAGUUAAGAAGCCUCAGCACUGUUUUAAAACGCCUCAAGGAAAUAAUGGAGGGGAAGAGCCAGGACAGUGACUUGAAGCAGUACUGGAUGCCUGACAGCCAGUGCAAGGAAUGUUAUGACUGUAGCGAGAAGUUCACCACCUUCCGGAGGAGGCACCACUGUCGACUUUGUGGGCAGAUCUUCUGUAGUCGAUGCUGCAAUCAAGAAAUCCCUGGAAAAUUCAUGGGCUACACAGGGGAUCUCCGAGCCUGCACUUACUGCCGUAAAAUAGCCUUAAGCUACGCACACUCCACGGACAGUAACUCCAUUGGAGAAGACUUAAAUGCCCUGUCAGAUUCUGCGUGUUCUGUGUCUGUGCUGGAUCCUGGCGAGCCGCGUACACCAGUUGGGAGCCGCAAAGCCAGCCGCAACAUCUUCCUGGAGGAGGAUCUAACCUGGCAAAGUUUAAUUCACCCAGACUCUUCAACUUCCACAUUGUCUGCACGCCUUGGGUCUGUCCAGGAGGAUGCAGGAAAGUCACCAGCUAGAAACAGGUCAGCCAGCAUCACUAACCUGUCGCUAGAUCGGUCGGGGUCACCCAUGGUGCCUGCCUACGAGACGUCGGUCAGCCCCCAGGCCACUCGCACUCAUAUGAAGGCAGAGACCAGCGAGGACGAGCGCAAAAUCCUUCUGGACUCAGUCCAGCUGAAAGAUCUGUGGAAGAAAAUCUGCCAUCAUAACAGUGGCAUGGAAUUUCAAGACCAUCGCUACUGGCUGCGGACACAUCCCAACUGUGUUGUGGGAAAAGAGCUGGUCAACUGGCUCAUGAGAAAUGGGCACAUAACCACAAGGGUCCAGGCCAUUGCAAUAGGACAGGCGCUGGUUGAUGGACGUUGGCUGGAAUGUGUCAGUCAUCAUGAUCAGCUCUUCAGAGAUGAAUAUGCUCUCUACAGACCGUUGCAGAGCACAGAGUUCUCAGAAACCCCGUCUCCAGACAGUGACUCUGUGAACUCUGUAGAGGGCCACUCCGAGCCAUCCUGGUUCAAAGACAUCAAGUUUGAUGACAGUGACACAGAGCAGAUUGCUGAUGAAGGGGAAGACAACUUAGCUAACUCCGCCAGCCCUAGCAAGCGCACUUCAGUCAGCAGCUUCCAGUCCACAAUGGACAGUGAUUCAGCCGCCUCCAUCAGCCUGAACGUGGAGCUGGACAACGUGAACUUCCAUAUCAAGAAGCACUCCAAGUACCCACAUGUGCCCCCUCACCCUGCCGACCAAAAAGAGUACUUGAAUCCUGAAAACGGAGGGCAGCAGAUGUACUCUAUAAGUGACGCUUUUAUUAAAGAGUCAUUGUUCAACAGGAGGGUGGAGGAGAAGUCCAAAGAACUCUUAUUCACACCCCUAGGCUGGCACCACAGCAAUCUGGAUCUGCUGAGAGAAGAGAAUGGGGAGAAACAAGCCAUGGAAAGGCUGCUGUCUGCUAAUCACAAUCACAUGAUGGCACUGCUUCAGCAGCUUCUAUACAAUGAGUCCCUGUCACUGUCCUGGAGGGAUAUUAUUGUACCCGUGGUCUGCCAGGUCGUUCAAACAGUACGGCCUGAUGUCAAGAAGAGAGAUGAUGACAUGGAUAUCCGCCAGUUUGUCCACAUCAAAAAAAUCCCUGGUGGAAAGAAAUUUGACUCCAUGGUGGUGAAUGGAUUUGUUUGCACUAAGAAUGUUGCACACAAGAAGAUGAACUCUUGCUUAAAAAAUCCCAGAAUUCUUCUGCUAAAAUGCUCAAUUGAGUACCUCUAUCGAGAAGAAACAAAGUUUACCUGCAUAGAGCCUAUAGUACUUCAGGAAAGGGAGUUCUUGAAGAACUACGUACAGCGGAUAGUUGAUGUCCAGCCUAAUUUGGUCCUUGUUGAGAAGACUGUGUCCAGAAUUGCCCAGGACAUGCUCUUAGAGCAUGGUAUCACUCUGGUCAUCAAUGUCAAGCCGCAAGUGUUAGACCGGGUAAGUCGAAUGACCCAGGGGGACUUAGUGAUGUCAAUGGAUCAACUGUUGACCAAACCACAACUGGGGACAUGUCAUAAAUUUUAUAUGCAAGUUUUUCAGUUGCCCAAUGAUCAGACAAAACCCCUGAUGUUCUUUGAAGGGUGUCCCCAGCACCUGGGUUGCACUAUCAAGUUGUGUGGUGCUGCAGAGUACGAGCUGGCUCGUGUGAAGGAGAUCCUGAUCUUCAUGGUCUGUGUGGCUUAUCAUUCCCAGCUGGAAAUCUCAUUUCUUAUGGAUGAGUUUGCCAUGCCCCCUACUCUCACCAAAAACGCUUCCUUUCACUCCCUUAUUGAGGAGUCAGGAGAUGAAAAUGAACAACAGAACCUCUUCAAUGGUGAGGACUUCAGCACAGCAGUCAAAGACAUUGAACUAUCCUCUGAAAAACUGCCCGUAAUCUCUGAGUCAGUGUCCUCUGAUGAGGUCAGUUUGCCUGAACCAAGAGGUGUAUUUGACAGAGGUGACCAAGAGAACAGUCAGGUGGAAACGGUGUCCUCCAAGCAGCAAGAGCACCACAAAGGGGAAUCACCAUUUGCAGUGUUCAGCUCUGUACCUCAUGCAAUCCCUGAAACAUCCCCACUGCCCCUCCAUGGCAUGGACCAGCACUUGGCUACUCUGGAUAACCAGGCACUAGAGCCUCUUCAACAGGCAGAUGAUUUACAGGAAUCCAAGAGUCAGAUGAGAGUCUUCAGAGACCCUCUCCAGGAUGAUACUGGUUUAUAUGUCACAGAAGAGGUAACUUCGUCUGAGGAUCGUCUCAAAACUUACUCUGCAGCAUUUAAGCAGGAGUUGAAAGAUGUCAUUCUCUGUAUUUCUCCAGUACUGAUGUUCCGUGAACCAUUUCUUUUGACUGAAAAAGGCAUGAGAUGCCCUGCCCGGGAAUACUUUCCUGAGCAAGUUUAUUGGUCUCCUCUGCUCAAUAAGGAAUACAAGGAGUUGGAGAGCAGAAGGAAGAGGCAACUGUUGCGGGAUCUUUCUGGACUACAAGGGAAGAAUGGGAGUAUCCAAGCCAAGGCUAUCCAAAUCUUGCCUUCUCAUGAGCUGGUUAAUACUAGAAUAGCAGAACAUCUACGUGACAGCCAGAGCUUAGCCAGAAUGCUGGCUGACUAUCGGGCCAAAGGAGGGAGGAUACUACAGAAGAGCACAGAUCCUUUUGCCCAAAAUAAGGAUGUGUCUAGUGUCCCUACUGGAAAAACUGGGAGCAGAACUGAAGAGGAGGAGAAGGGACUGGCUCAGAGUGAAUCAUCAUGGUCUCAUAAGGUGGAUUGCCUGAGUCCAGUAAACCAUCAGAGGCUUUGUGUUCUCUUCAGCAGCUCUUCUUCUCAGUCCAGCAAUGCUCCAAGUGCCUGUGUUAGCCCCUGGAUUGUGACCAUGGAGUUCUAUGGGAAAAAUGACCUAACUCUAGGGAUUUUUCUGGAGCGCUACUGUUUCAGGCCUUCCUACCAAUGCCCCAGCAUGUUCUGUGAAACACCAAUGGUGCACCACAUUCGUCGCUUUGUUCAUGGGCAAGGCUGUGUGCAGAUUGUGUUAAAGGAGCUGGACUCCCCUGUCCCUGGGUACCAGCACACCAUCCUUACUUACUCCUGGUGCAGACUGUGCAAACAGGUGACACCAGUUGUUCCCCUUUCCAAUGACUCUUGGUCUAUGUCAUUUGCAAAAUACCUUGAGCUGAGGUUCUAUGGGUACCAGUACACUCGAAGGGCCAACGCAGAGCCUUGUGGGCAUUCCAUUCACCAUGACUAUCACCAGUAUUUUUCCUAUAAUCAGAUGGUGGCAUCUUUCAGCUACUCUCCAAUCCGGCUGCUGGAAGUGUGUGUCCCACUCCCCAAGAUCUACAUCAAACGACAGGCUCCAUUAAAAGUUACUAUUUUGCAGGAUCUUAAGGAUUUCUCACAAAAGGUGUCACAAGUGUAUCUUGCUGUGGAUGAUCGCCUUGCUUCUCUGAAAACGGAUACUUUCAGCAAAACAAGGGAAGAGAAGAUGGAAGACCUCUUUGCCCAAAAGGAGAUGGAAGAAGGGGAGUUUCAAAACUGGACUGAGAAAAUCCAAGCAAGGCUGCUUUCAUCAUCACUGGACACACCUCAACAGCUGCAAUCUGUUUUUGAGUCUCUGAUAGCUAAAAAGCAAGGACUUUGUGAGAUGCUACAAGCCUGGAAUAAUAGAUUGCAGGAUCUCUUCCAACAAGAGAAAGGGAGAAAACGUCCAUCAGUACCACCCAGCCCUGGGAGGCUGAGGCAAGGUGAAGAAAGCAAGAUCAGUAGCAUGGAUGCUUCCCCACGCAAUGCUUCUCCAGCCCUGCAAAAUGGAGAGAAAGAGGAUCGUUUCCUGACGACUUUAUCAAGUCAGAGCUCCACAGGCUCGACCCAUCUGCAGCUGCCCACUUCUCCAGAGGUUGCAUCAGAGCAUAUGAGUGCCAACACACUCUCCGAACAGGACACAACAAGCAGCUCAGAAGAUGUGUUUGAUGGACACUCACUGGGAUCUACAGACAGCCAAGUGAAGGAGAAGUCUACUAUGAAAGCUAUUUUGGCUAACUUUUUGCCUGGAAACAACUAUAACCCCAUUCCCUUUCCUUUUGACCCAGAUAAGCACUACCUAAUGUAUGAGCAUGAACGUGUACCUAUUGCAGUCUGUGAGAAAGAACCAAGCUCCAUCAUAGCUUUUGCUCUCAGUUGCAAGGAGUACAGAAAUGCCCUGGAUGAGUUGUCCAAAGCAUCUCUGAAGAACAGUUCUGAAGAAGGACUACAAUCAAACAGCAUGUCAGACAGCAAACCCAAGAGCAGCAGCCCUGUCCGCCUGCCUGAGGCUAACAUGUGUCCACUUCGCAGUGCAGAGCCAGAACAACCAAAGAAACCAUCUGGUGUUUUGUCUUUCUUCCGUGGCACGGGAGGGAAGAGCCCAGACCUGUCUUCCCAGAAGAAAGAGACCUUGCGUGGUGCUGACAGUGCUUACUACCAGGUUGGACAGAUGGGCAAAGAGGGAGCAGAAAACCAAGGAGCAGAGACUCAAGAUGAUGGAGAUGGAGGAGAUGGACAGAAGAAACAGGUGGUGAAUCCCCAUGUGGAACUCCAGUUCUCGGAUGCGAAUGCCAAGUUCUACUGCCGGAUUUAUUAUGCUGGGGAGUUUCACAAGAUGCGUGAAGUGAUCCUGGGGAGCAGUGAAGAGGAUUUCAUCCGAUCCCUCUCUCACUCGAUGCCCUGGCAGGCACGAGGUGGCAAAUCUGGAGCUGCGUUCUAUGUGACUGAGGAUGAUAGAUUCAUCUUGAAGCAAAUGCCUCGUCUGGAAGUCCAGUCAUUCCUUGACUUUGCUCCACACUACUUCACUUACAUCACUAAUGCAGUUCAGCAGAAGAAGCCCACAGCACUGGCUAAAAUCCUUGGGGUAUAUCGAAUUGGUUACAAGAACUCUCAAAACAACACUGAAAAGAAGCUGGAUCUGCUUGUCAUGGAAAACCUUUUCUAUGGCAGGAAAAUGGCUCAGGUGUUUGACCUGAAGGGCUCCCUCCGGAAUAGAAAUGUUAAAACAGACACAGGCAAGGAAACUUGUGAUGUAGUCCUGCUGGAUGAAAACCUUCUGAAGAUGGUUCGGGACAAUCCCUUGUACAUCCGUUCCCAUUGCAAAGCUGUGCUGAAAGCUUCCAUACACAGUGAUUCCCAGUUCCUCUCCAGCCAUCUCAUCAUCGACUAUUCCCUGCUGGUGGGUCGUGAUGAUACCAACAAUGAGCUGGUUGUUGGGAUCAUUGACUAUAUUCGUACUUUUACCUGGGACAAAAAGCUUGAAAUGGUGGUAAAGUCAACUGGCAUCUUGGGAGGACAAGGUAAGAUGCCCACUGUGGUCUCGCCAGAGCUGUACCGGACCAGGUUUUGUGAAGCUAUGGACAAGUAUUUCCUGAUGGUGCCAGACCAUUGGACAGGACUGGGCCUGAAUUGCUGAGCUAAAGCCCAUAUUGGGAAAGCACAAGAGGACAAUGACAUUAUCGGCCACUCUGUUCCAGUGGUCUGUCCAGCAGCAAGCAAGAAGAUUGCAGUUCCAUAUCUACACUGACCGUGUGCAUCAUGUCGUGAAGUGUGAAAUCUGCUUGUUGCACUUUAAUCCUCUCUUGGAGGACAAUAAGCAAACCUGCCUCAGUAAGGAUCUAAGCUGAAAGGUACCACUGAACAGCACUGAUAAGAGACAUCCCUCAUAUCAGUAGGGAAAGUGAUACUAUCUCCUUGUAAGUACUGAACUGAGAUUUUGUCCAGGUGCUGAUGGUGUAGAAGUACAUGAUCUCUGGAAGUGGUGCACUGCCGAAAUGGUGUUGAAUAUGUGCAGCUCAUGUUUUUGUAGUGGAUACUUAUGAAAAUGUGAAAUAAACCCCCCAAGUGUGGAUGGGGGAGAGAAGAAUGAAGUUAAUUCAUGAGUUCUACUAUUGUUGCAGUGGUCUGUAAUUGACCUGUUUACAAUCCAUUAAUAACUUGUCCUGCUUAUGCUCUGUAGUUUUAAUUUUUACUGGGUUCUGUAAACUGUAAACUGUAUUUUUUUUUAAGGCAGCUCCACAUCCAUAAUGCCCUAUGACUCCAUCUUUUAUGUUACUGCAGUACAGCUCUGGUUUUCUGUUGUAAUAUCAUUUUAGCUGAAUCCCAUAAAAAUGGGUUGUCGGUCAUUAGUAUACUGCGACACUCAAAACAUAUCCCUUUAGUCCUAACCAGUACUUUGAUCUGAAUGUUACUCAAAUUCCUGGAAACAGGGAACCAAUAUACCCUUUAAUUUAACCAGGCUUGAUUAAUUAUAGUUACAAAGCAGAUUAACCCUUUCCUUAUUAAAGGCAGUAAGUUGCUGGACAAAGUGAAGCAUACUGCUUUAGUGACAAGUUUCUCCUUAAUGCAACCAUCAUUCCUGGCAGAUCGCUUCAAAUCCAGUUCAGUUCCCCUUUACUUUCAAGCAAUGCAUUUACCUCAUGGUGAAAUUUUGCUGGGAGAAGGUUUUUUCUUGCAUUAAUAACAUGAUCUUUUUUGUCACUGAGAUGAAUGUAGUUGUUUCCUGUAAAAAGGAAAACCUGAACUAACGGAUAACUUGUAUGAUGGAUAAGAUGUGCAGAGAUCUGAGAGUCUCUUUGUUGUGACAAUAAGCACUUCUUUCCUUUUUUUUUUUUUUUAAUUUUUACUCAUUUUUGUAGGUGAUGAGUUUACUUUUUACUUUCAUUAUAUUAUAGGCCAGUAAAUAAGAGGAAUUUUAAUGAGUUUGAAAGGCAAGAAUACUGUCCGUUGACUUCCAGUCUCUGAUGGAAGUACAUCAAAUGAACAUGGAAUCUGGGACAGGCAGCUCUUAGUGAUCACUUGCUUAUUCUAACCAGUUGCCUGAUACUGCCCUCAUCACUGUUACUAUGGAUUGAAAUGUGCAUUUUAUUCACUCCUCCUGUGUUCAGUAUUUUCUUCUGCAGCAGAUGGUGGUGGCUCUUUAGGACUGACCAACAGUGGGCAACACUGAGAAAGGAAAAGGCCAGCAGUGAGAAUUGAGCUGUUUUCUCCAAAACCAACCAGUGCAGCUCUUGUCUGAGCUGCCAGGAGGCGAAGGUCAUUUGUGUUGGAAGGAGUCUUCUCCACCCUAUUGCAAAACUGUACUAGAGGAUGAGCAAAGAUGCUGGACUUGAACCAGCAGAAAAGAAAGUGGACUCAUUUCCUUAGUACAGUGUAAUAAUUGUUUCUGGGGGUGCAGUGUUGAAGGCUGCAGUGAUGUGUGCUGUGGAAAGAUGAUCCUUGCUUCCUCUACCCAGAAUCCCUUCAGACCAACACAGCACAUCAGAUACAGCUGAUCACCUCUGGGAUCCAUCUUGCCUCUUCUGUUGAAAUGUUCUCCCAAGAUGCCUAGCUCUGUGGGUGGCCUUGCCUAAUGAGGUCAACCAGUCCAUCAGCUCAGUGCUACUCUCACUUCUGUGGCCUCUACCUACUGUUUUGGUUUAUCAAUGUGAAAGAACCUGCUGUGCAGUCUCAGCUGAAGUUUACACAUGGUGUUCUCCUUCCUUUCUUGAAGUUUACAGGGAAAAAACUUGAUUUUCCUGGCCAGCUAAGGUGACCCAACAGCAGCUAAUUAUGUUGUUUUCCACCUGUGUCAGUAUUGUGGAUUGGUGGAUGGAGCACAAGUGUGGGCUUGUGUGUCAUGGCAGCUGAACUAAGCUAAUGUGAUAUGCUAGCCCAGUCUGUCACCAGUAACCCUUAUCCUGGGAUGUGUGGCUGCUCUGUACUGCUUGUCUGCCAGAAUCCUGAGCAGAUGGCUGAAAGCAGCUUGAUAAUCUGACAAUUGCUAAUACUCCUCUGAACGACAGCACGAGGCCCUCAGCGCUGUAGAAGUGAGAGAACCUUCCACUGUUUAGCAGCCUAUGAACACAGAGUCAGAGAUGUGAAUUGUGACCUUCUUGGGCUGAAGUUAGAGCAGUUGGAGAGAUUUGCUGAGUGAUCUGGAGCUGGCAUCAACAGCUAAUGCUUGGCCAGGAUGUGGCUGAUAGACUAGUCCUGUCUAGACUGGAGUAAACUACUGGUCAUGACUAUCACAGUAGCUGCUGUAUCAACUGGAGUUGGGUCAUCUUUGGUGUCCUGUGAUAAAAAGCUGUAAGCAUUUCUAGUUCAAAUUCCAGCAGUUGAAUGGGUCUCCUCAAAUGUUCCUUUUUCAGAAUAAGAGUUGUCCUGACAUUUCAAUUGGUACAAAGCUUAAUUUUCUCCGAAGGAAAGUGGUACUUCAUGUGGAACAGAUCUUUGAGAGCUACUUGGGAAGCUGUGUUAGGUCUGUGUCCCUGUAGAAUUCCUAAGAAUGAACCCUUUGGUCAGAGCUUAUUUCUUUCUUUAUAACACAGGUUUAGCAUAUGUGUAUGUAAGUAAAUCUGCAAACAUGAAGAGUGAAUUUCUUCAGAGUUACACUGGCUCUUCUGUUGUUUUGAUCUGAGGCCUUGAGACAAAUGUCUAAAUCUUGUCCAAGUCAGAAGCAAUGACUUUGAGUCAUCAAUGUGGACAGCAGAAUGCCUUGUAGUGGCCCAGGGACGCAUUCUGUCCCCAAAAAGCACAUGCAGGACUCUUGCUGGUAGAGGAGUUCUGCUGGGCUCAGGGGAGUUACCUGUGGAGUCUCCUCUGUGAGAAUGACCAAAACCAAAUGAAUUGCUCACUAGCUGGUGACCAGACUAGUCAUUAUUUAAAGCACUUAAUGUACUAUAAUGUAUGCAUUUCUAUUCUACCUUGGUUCAGCUGUAUUUUAUAAAAUUGAUGUACUAAACUAUUUGAGAAUAACUGCCUUGACUACUUGGAAAAUCAAAAUGUAAUGUAUAUAUAUACAAAUAAAGUGACUAAAAUAUA